UAGUUUGCCGGUCAAUAUUCGACCGGGUAGUAUGUUUUCUGGUGUUACCUCUUUAGAUUUCACUUAUGUUGAGUUUUACCGUGCUGAUAGCCUCAAAGUUAUCCCUUGUAUUCCUUGUCUUGAGGUGCUAGUGUUCUGGGAUUGUAAUGGGAUAGAUAAGUUUGUGAUCAAUGCUCCAAGACUUAAAUACCUCAGCUUCAUGGACGCUCAUUUCGUGGCUGAAUGGAAAUGGUUUGAGCUUCAUUUUCCUGUCAUUAAGACUCUUUGCUUCGGUGCAUCUACGUUUGUGGUGAGAAUCAUGCCAUUAUAAAAUGUUGGACCAUUCGUAAAGACUAGGCCCCAUGAUAAAUAUGUUUUUGUCUAGUCUUUGAGAGUUCUUGUGCCAUUCAAGGUUAACCACUUACUUUGUUUUGUUUUUGACUUUAUAAAGUAUAACAUUGAUGCUCCAAUAAAUAUGCAAGAGAGGCUUCCAAUUGCUACAAACCUGCAAGUGAUUGAGCUGCAUACUUUUAGGUUUACUGAUGUGAAUUGCGUUAAUUUUGUUAUUCAAUUGCUUCGGAAAUGCCCAAAGCUACGCGAACUGGAGAUAUUUAUAAGAAAGCACCAGUCACAUUUGCAUGGUGAAGCUGACCCAACUAUUUUGAGUAAUAUGGACGCCUGGUUUAGUGAUCUGGAUCUCGGCGAGCUUAGAAUACUCAAGAUGAAAUCAUUUAGCGGAUCAAGACAGGAAAUGCUCUUUAUCAAAUUAAUUCUAUCAAAGUCUCCGUCCCUUCAGGAAGUUUUAAUUACGGAAUCAGAUCGCAUUGAUGCCUCUGUGGCUUUAAAAGUACCAAGGGAGAUGAUCUCCUACCCUCGUGCGUCUCCUAAAGCCAAAGUGGUUUUCUGUGACAUAAGUACGGGCUGCUUUCCCUGAAUAUAAGGCAUUUGUAGCAUUCGGGACCAAAUCUUGGGGUGUUUUAACAAUCUGAAUGAUACCAUUAUGGGCCUAAAUAGUAGAUCCUUAAAUGGUAAACUCUGUUCUGGAAAGAUUUAUGAGUUGCUAAGAUUUAAAGGGACGCCGAGAGUGUGGAUGAGCUUUAUUUGGAAAUCUUAUAUCCCUCCGAAGUUCUCAUUCAACGCUUGGCUUGCUAUGAGGAACCGGCUACCUACGCAGGACAGCCUUGGUUACCUCCAUAUUGUUAACCGUUGUGACCUGUGCAAGGGUGGAUUGGAAACAAUACCACACCUAUUUUUCCGUUGUCAUUACACCUGUAGGGUUUGGAAAAAAAUUAAGGAAUGGUUGGGCAUGACUCGAGAGAUGACCACACUAUGCAGCGCCGUGAAAUGGAUCUUGAAAGAUCAUAAGGGUUCAAAGCUCAAAGGGAAGGCUGUCCGGAAAACGAUGGGCAUGAGAAACUGGAGUGCUCGUGAAGUGACAUUUGGUAUUAUAGAACAUUUAACUCACAGGUUAAAAGGUGUUACUUUUUACUAAUUGAAAGAGCGUAGGUUAUACCAUGUACUACAUAUAUGCUAUUAUGCUAUAGAGAAGUAGAACAUUACUGGAUUAGUGGAUUAUCCGUCUUUUGUUGUUGUAGCAUUCCAUCAUCCUCAUGGGAUUGUACUGUUUCUAGUCCGUGUUUAGAAUAUAAGCCGAAUCGUGGGAGUUUU
This is a messenger RNA of Cuscuta epithymum, 1647 nucleotides long. Lineage: Eukaryota; Viridiplantae; Streptophyta; Magnoliopsida; Solanales; Convolvulaceae. The record is from the annotation of a GenBank genome assembly.